Molecule: messenger RNA, 1104 nt
Organism: Lycium barbarum (goji berry)
Lineage: Eukaryota; Viridiplantae; Streptophyta; Magnoliopsida; Solanales; Solanaceae
Product: ethylene-responsive transcription factor ERN1-like
Exons: 1
Coding region: 1-1104 (367 amino acids)
Biological process (GO): regulation of DNA-templated transcription
Molecular function (GO): DNA-binding transcription factor activity; DNA binding
Source: RefSeq, a predicted model, not a curated record
AUGGCUCGAAAGAGAAAAGCUGAAGGACUAGCGAAAACUCAUGAAUCUGCAGCCGCACUAAGCGGAGCUCAACAACCCCGAAAGAGGUUUGUGGGAGUUAGACAAAGACCAUCAGGCAGAUGGGUUGCUGAAAUAAAAGACACUAUACAGAAAAUAAGAGUUUGGCUUGGAACUUUUGACACUGCUGAAGAAGCAGCAAGGGCUUACGAUGAAGCUGCUUGUAUACUUCGUGGAGCCAAUACUCGCACGAAUUUCUGGCCUUGUUCUUCUCCUGCCACUUCAGCUCUACCUCCAAAAAUCACUAACCUUCUUCUUAGCAGGCUCAAAGAACGAAAUAAUUCCAUGGCUGCUGCUGCUAAUAAUGAUGAUGAUUCAUCCAAUUCAACCUUUCUGGCUGAAAUUGUUCAUCAUCAGCAGAAGCAGCAAGAAGAAAUUGGAGAUGGAGUAGCUGAUUUUUCAGAUUCGACGUUUACUGAUUAUCUCAAUUACUAUGAAGAUCACAUAACUGAUAACUAUGCGAUCGCUAAUGUAAGUGCAGCUACAAGAGAUUGUAGUAGCAUCACUCAAAAUGGCUAUGAUCAGGACUUUAUUAUUCAGCCUGUGAAUAACUACGAGAGCUCGAACGCGGAGAUUAUUGAGAUAGGAGAGUUAAUGAAUACUACUGAUGUACAAGAUAUAGAGUCCACUAUUGACUUCCAAUUUCUUGAUGAAAUUGGACAGUGUUACUAUUCGCCAUUUGAUUUAGCUGAAGAGCUAUCAACAGAGACAAUGGAGCUCUUUGGGGAAGAAACAUCAAUGAUAAAUGAGGCAAUGAGGAGGAUGAAUUACGAGAGGAAGUUUUCAGCUUCCCUUUACGCCUUUAAUGGGAUCACAGAAUGUUUAAAGUUGAAGAUGAAAUACGGGGGAGUAACGCGGUCUGAGCAAUUAUCCAGGCUUCGAAAUGCAUGCAAAAGGAACCUUGAGAACGAGGAGAAAAAUGAAGAAUGCAAUGCUGGAAUGACUGAGAAGAAGGAUGAAGAGAAUUCGUCUAUGGAGAGUUCUUAUGACAAUGAAUUGUCCCUCUGGAGCUCUAUUGACCUCCCACCAAUAUGCUUUGUUAGUUGA